Messenger RNA from Schizophyllum commune H4-8, 2008 nucleotides. RefSeq lists its product as uncharacterized. Bases 52 to 1701 code for a protein of 549 amino acids. The record is from RefSeq and is a predicted model, not a curated record. The transcript is spliced from 2 exons. Lineage: Eukaryota; Fungi; Basidiomycota; Agaricomycetes; Agaricales; Schizophyllaceae.
CUCCAGGAUUCCAGUUCGGCCGUGAACGCGUGAUCUCACGACUCGACAAACAUGGCGCUCCAGUCCAGUGGUUGUAGCUCGCUCGGCUGCAACGGUGAUCGUCAGCCUCCCGCGGCCACAUUGUCGUAUCCUGUCUUCGAAGACCUUCGUUGGCGUUCAGGCCUCAGGUCCGGCGAGCAGCUCUCCAACGCAGACCGCGCUCUGUUAGAAGCAGAACUGGAGGCCCUUCGAGCGGCAGCGGACGCGCACACGCAGGCGCUUCAGAAAUUGAAGAAGCAAAUCGACAGACGCUCCUAUCUCCUGUCACCCAUCCGUCGUCUACCCGACGAGGUCAUGGAAGCGAUCUUGGUCCUGCUUUGGAAAUCUUACGGCGUAUCGCAGGCAGACGGUAUACCGCUCAAAGCGACCGGAACUGCCGACUCGCUACCAAUCCUCCUUCCUUCUCGCCGAUUCGCUCCCCCUCACGUCUGCUCCUGGUGGCGACGUCUCACUUUGCAAGGCCUUGCGCUACGGCCUCAUUUCGUCAUCAACAUCCCGAAGAUGAUGCAUAUAAAGUCAGCACCAGCAGGCGGCUUGCCGAAGGAAAUAAGACUCAGUCUUACGCAAAUUCCUUAUCCCUAUAUUCGCGUCCAUCUGAUCGGUCCCGAUUCCGAGCGUGCGUUUCCCUCCUCCAUCACAGACGAAUGCACCAUGCAAUUCGGCCGAUGGCAAUACGCCUGUCUCGAGCAUCUUCCGUGGCAAAACCUCAUCAGCGUGACGCGCGCAGACCUUCCGCGGCUUGAACACGCGGAAAUCAUACUGGGGCUAUAUGGUUGGCAGAAUGUAUGGGAAGGACCCGGUGACGGCUAUCGUAUCAAAAUCUUCGACACCGCACGCCAGCUUCGCAGUGUCACAUUGCAGAAUGACUUCGUUGUAACCUCCAGGCUCCCAUUCACUCUACCCUGGUCUCAACUACGACGCGUCGUUGUCAAGAAAUGCUCUCUGGGAGUAUCACUGGAGAUCCUAUCCGAGUGCAAGUCGCUGCAGUCAUUUGACUAUAACGACGAGCGAGAAGAGGAGGAAAUCGUGCGGGAAGAUGACGACAUACCACCCAGCUGGAGGGUGACCACAUCCGUGGAAGACUUUGCCUGGAAGACCCAGGGACUGUCGUCCAUCGGAAUGCGCAGCCUUGUCGAACGAACGACUAUGCCAUUCCUCAGGAGAUUAGAAACGUGGCGUCUACCCCCAGCUCUCCUAUCGCUCGUCGAAGCCCCUCAACAUCUCACAACGCUGCAUCUCACCGCGUCCAUCUGUUGGGUAUCCGGGGCAGAAGUAUUCAACAUCCUUCGCUCACUGCCAGGCCUGGUGUCCCUAUCCUUCGAAUACAUCACGAGGGUUGAGGACGAGUGCAGGCCGUACCGCGAGGGCGAGACGAUGAAUGAUGUCUUGCACCAACUCUCUGCCGGCGUCCGGUUUCUUCGCGAACUCCAGAGAUUCUCCUUCCGCUGCAAAGAGCUAUGCAAUUCCGAUUGCAUCCACGACUUUCUGGCACGCCAGGCCGGCAGACCGCGAUAUCCUUCUACUCCAGGAGUUUUACGAGAAGUGCGUGUCGAGACGCCACUCACGGGGAACACCGUUAACCUGUACUCUGCGCUGGCCGAGGGGGGCGGCGUCGAAAUAUAUGGCCUCGAUAGAUGUGCUGAGAUGUACAAGGCGCUUUGAACCCCCUAUCGCGAAUCGCUGGCCCUCGCGAUGCUGGCUUCAUGGCAGGCGGCGCACCUCUGCGUACGAUUAUGUAUGAAAGGCCUGUAAGACACUCGCAGACGUCAUGCGGCGAGCGACGCGGUCGAGGACAAUGGGAUUGUCGAUUACUUGCGUACGGGAAGGGUUUGCCGCAUGAAGAAUUUGGGGCCAUGCUCGGAACGCGCUUCGUGCAGCGAUGAACGGCCGUCACUGUCAGGAGAGAGUAGGGCGCGUAGAAUAUGUAGUAAGAAAAUGGCGAUAUCGUCAAUAUAUCGGUUCCGCCGCU